Messenger RNA from Dovyalis caffra, 1755 nucleotides. Lineage: Eukaryota; Viridiplantae; Streptophyta; Magnoliopsida; Malpighiales; Salicaceae. The record is from the annotation of a GenBank genome assembly.
AUGUCUGGUAUGUAUGGUCAAGAUGGCGAUUCUGGUCCUUCAUCUUACGGCGGUGGAGGUGGAAGUGGAUACGGUGCAGGAGGAUAUGGAGGCGGCGCCGCUGGUGGAUAUGGAGGGUAUGGAGGCGAUGGUGGCUAUGGUGGAGGUGGCGGGGGCCGCGGUGGAUAUGGUGGCCGAGGUGGCGGCGGCGGUAGAGGUGGAGGAUAUGGUGGAGGUGGAUAUCAAGGAGGAGAUCGUGGUGGAAGAGGAGGCGGCGGCGGCGGCAGAGGUGGUGGCCGAGGUGGAAGCGGCAGGGACGGUGAUUGGCCUUGCCCUGAUCCAACCUGUGGGAAUGUGAACUUUGCAAGAAGAUCUGAGUGUAAUAAAUGCGGUGCUCCUUCUCCUGCUGCUGGCCAAAAUGAUCGCAGUGGUGGUUAUAAUAGAGGAGGAAGUGGUGGAGGAUAUGGUAGCAAUCGAGGGGGAGAGGUGGUGGUAGUUAUGAUGGUAAUAGAAGUAGCAAUUACAAUGACGGAAGCCGAGGAGGUGGCAAUAGAGGUGGAUCUUAUGGUGGCAAUCAAGGAAGAGAUGAUAGCACCGCCACCGUCUCUUCCUUCUCAUGGUGGUGGUGGAGGUACUUACGCACCACCUCCUAACUCAUAUGGUGCCAAUGCUAACUAUGGAAUGGAAGCAGUUCCUCCCCCAACAAGCUAUACUGGUGGACCCACAUCAUACCCUCCAUCUUAUGGUGGCCCUGCUAGUGGUUAUGGUGGUGAUGCUAUGGGUGAGGUAAGGAGUGGUGGAAGAGGCAGUCAACCUGGCAGUUAUGAAGGUGGGUAUGGUGGUGGCGGUGGUUCUCGAUAUCAGGGAGGCACUGGUUACGGGGCUGCUCCUGCUGAUGCCCCGGCUAAAAUUAAGCAGUGUGAUGAUAAUUGUGAUGAUACUUGUGACAACUCAAGAAUAUAUAUAUCUAAUUUGCCACCUGAUGUGACCAUUGAAGAACUGAGAGAACUUUUUGGAGGCAUUGGACAAGUAAUUCCCGAUCUUUUCUUUCGCUUUAUAUUCAUGAAUUUUGAAUUUGGGGAUGGGGAUGGGGCUGAAGAUGCAUGUUGUUUGGCAGAAAUUGUUGAUUUUGUUGGAAGGAUUAAGCAAAAGCGGGGCUAUAAAGAUCAAUGGCCCUGGAAUAUAAAGAUAUACACAGAUGAGAAGGGAAACAACAAAGGCGAUGCAUGUUUGGCUUACGAAGACCCAUCUGCUGCUCACUCUGCUGGCGAUUAUGACAUGAGGGGCUAUAAAAUCAAUGUUGCAAUGGCAGAGAAGUCAGCCCCGAGGCAACCUGCAUAUGACCAUGGUAGUGGUUUGAGGCCACCUUUUUUACUGAUUCAUUGUGCAACAGUGGUGGUAGAGGUGGCUAUGGUGGUGGAGAUCGACGCAGAGAUAAUUACCGAGAUAGUGGAAAUUCUGGCCCAGACAGGCAUCAUCAUGGUGGAAACCGAUCACGCCCCUACUGAGAGUUUAUGGUUGUUGCGUCCUUCUGGAAACUGUUCUUCCAUCUCUAGUGUCUUGGCUUCCAAGUUGUUAACCUGCAGUAGCAUGGAAGCUGCUCAAAUUCUGCAGAGAAACUCCUUGUGUUUGGAGUGGUGUGCUGGUGGCCUCUUAUUGCGACAAUUGUCAUGUUUCUCGGAGACAAUUGACUGCUUUAUUGUUCCCAUGCGACCUACAAUCCGUGAUAUCUUUGCUGUUCCUGACAUUUCGGGGUUUUAUGAAUUUAAGGUUUAG